GCUGUGAGCUACCACAAGAUCUUGUAUAUAUUUCUCUGUGCUAUACAGUAUAAUCUUGUUUAUCUAUUAUAUGUUUGUUCCUUUGUAUUUAUUUUUGUUAUAUUUAAGCCCAUGCCCCAAUUGUUUGCAUCCCUGAGAAUCUGUUCUCAAAAGCCUAGCACUCCCCCCUCCACCCCCAGUGCAGAAGGCCCAUGCCUGUACACAGACAUCUCUACCAGCAGUCUUGCAUUCAAGAUGAAAAGCAUGGAACUGAACUGUGCUGGACACGGAGAAGUCAAAAAUCUCAUCUGAGUACCACGCUUCUGUCUUCUUUCGUGGGUGAAAAAUAAGCUUGGCUUUUGGUGAGACAGACUUCUCCUGCCCUCAGCUGAGCCAGGUCCCCAUGCUUCUGUGGCUCCUUCUGCUGAUCCUGGCUCCUGGAGGAGGACAAUCAGGAGUAUCUCCAAAAGCUUUUCUUCUCCUCAAACCUCCAUGGUCCACACACUUCCAAAAGGAUAGAGUGACUCUCACAUGCAGGGAUUUCCAUUUUCCUGCCCAAGGAGACAUAUCCUGGUAUUAUAAUGGCAUGUCGUUGAAUAAAGAAUCUGAAGAGAUCCGAAUAGAGAAGACUGGAUAUUACAAAUGCAAAACCCGAAGAUCUUCUCUCAGUGAACCUGUGUAUGUGGAGUUUUCAACUGACUGGCUGAUCCUCCAGGCUCCAUACCCUGUCUUUGAAGGAGAUAAAGAAGUAGCGCUGAGAUGCCGGGGGAGAGAAGAAGCCAGCAUUACUGAAAAGACUUUUUACAAAGAUGAAUUAAAAAUUAGUUCUACAUCACCCUUCAUAUUAAAUCCAGUCCCCAGGGACAAUGGCAAAUAUCAUUGUACUGCUAAGAAAAGAAAUUGGAUCAUACCAUCUAAAGAAACUUCAAAACCUCUAACAAUUCAACUUCAAGAGCUGUUUUCACCGCCAGUGCUGACCGUCAGCCCCUCCCAGCCCACAGAGGGGAGCGCGGUGACCCUGAAAUGUGAGACCUGGCUCUCUCCACAGAGGUCAGACAUUCAGCUUCAGUUCUGUUUCUUCAGAGAAGACAAGGCCGUGGGGUCAGGCUGGAGCAGCGACCCAGAGCUCAAGUUCCCCAUCAUGUGGAGUGAAAACUCAGGGUCUUACUGGUGCCAGGCAGAGACAGCGACUCACAGUGUCAGAAAAAGAAGCUUGAGAUCCCAGAUACGUGUGCAGAGAGUCCCUGUGUCUGAUGUAAAUCUAGAGAUCUAUCCCCCAGAGGGGCAGCUGAUUGAAGGGCAAAGUCUGCUCCUUAUCUGCUCAGUAGCCAAGGGUACAGGGACUGUCACAUUCUCCUGGCACAAAGAGGGCACAGUAAGAAGUCUGGGAACAAAGAUCCAGCGUUCCUUGUCGGCAGAGCUGUGGAUACACACUGUGAAGGAGCACGAUGCUGGGAGAUACUACUGUGCAGCUGACAACAUUCAUGGUCCUAUCCUCAGUAAACUGAUUACAGUCAAACUGAGAAUUCCAGUGUCUCAUCCUGUCUUCACCUUCAGCCUUGCUGGGGCUCAGGCUGUGAUGGGAGACGUGGUGGAGCUUCACUGUGAGGCCCAGAGAGGCUCUCCCCCAAUCCUGUACUGGUUUUAUCACAAGAAUGUCACCCUGGGGAACAGCUCGGCCCCCUUUGGAGGCGGAAUGUCCUUCAACCUCACUCUGACAGCAGAGCAUUCUGGGAACUACUCCUGUGGGGCUGACAAUGGCCUGGGGGUCCAGCGCAGUGAGGUGGUGACACUCAACAUUACAGGGCCCUCCAGUAACAAAUACAAAGCAAGCCUUAUCACUGUGGGAGUCCCCACAGGGCUGCUGAGCAUCCUCGGCCUUGCUGCUGCCACUGCUGUUCUGGUGGGUUACUUCAGGACCCAGAGGAGCUCGGGAGGACAUUUUGCCACUGGAACACCUAGUUACAGUCCCAGUGAGUUUCAGGAGCCUUCCUGGUCCAGGACCUCCAACGCAGACCCCCAAAAUCCCAAACACUCUGAGCCACCAGCCCUACAGGAGCCACAGCCAGUGUACAGCAACGUGAAUCUUGGAGAUAGCAACCUGGUUUAUUGCCAGAUCUGGAACACACCGCAUGCAAAAGAAAACUCAGCAAAUUCUCCAAGGAGGCAUUGGGAAGAUAAGGAGCCCACCAUCAUCUAUUCAGAGCUGAAGAAAGCAUAUCCAGAUGACUCCACAGAACAGGACAGCAAUAGAAACAUAGAUGAAGAUGCCACAGAAAACUAUGAGAAUGUCCCAUGCACAUCGUCAGCUGUAGACCACUAGCUCUGUAUCCAGCAUGGCUCACAGAGACCCUGAGGAGCAGCCCGUGUCCUUCUCUCUGUUAUCGCCAACCAUGCACCCUCGUUCCCUCCAGGACUCAGCAUCCCAGGAGGCUGGGCCGUAGGGGACGUGAGGCUGUGUGAAAGUUCUGCCAGCUUUCUCUGUGCCUGAACCUAUAUGUUCUCCAGGAACAUAAUGGGCAGCUGCAUUCUUUUCACACUCGAGAUACAUGUGAAGACAGGGCAGGUGGGCCUUCAGCUCCUGGACCUGUUGAAGAGAAGGGAGAAACAGUCUCGCCAGGACCACAAGGGUGCAGUCAUGACCGGUUGAUCUAAGUGUGAUCAAAAGCUUUUAAUGUACUAUCCUUACAUAAACAAUUUGCUCUAAACAUUUUGUUUCCAUCUUGUGUGGUUGAUAGUGGCAUUGCUGAUAUCCUGGCUUAUAUGCUUUGUUCCAGCUACCAUAUUGGAAACACCAAAAAAGAUUCAUUCUGCCCACUUAUAUACUAUUUCUUCAUGAAAUGUACAUUAGUAUUAAGAUUUAAAAAAUAACUCAUUCUUUUUAAUGGGAGAGAUCUUCCAAAUUGUCUGAUUAGAUAGUGUUAGGGACUGAAUUGUACUCUCUCAAAAUUCAACGUGACUGUACUUGGAGAUGGAACCUUUAAGGAGGUAAUUAUGGUUAAAUGAGGUCAUAGGGUGGACCCUAAUCCAACUGGGCUGGUGUCUUUGCAAGAAGAAGAGGAGACACUAGAGAUGUCUCUAUCUUUCUUCAUGCACACAGAGGAAAAGCCAUAUGAAGACACAGCAAGAAGGCAGGCUUGUGCAAAACCAGAAGUGGCAGGAAGAGAGGUCUCACCAGAAACCAACUCUGCCAGCACCUUGAUCUUGGAUUUCUAGAACUGUGAGAAAAUAGAUACCUGUUGUUUAAGUCACAUCGUCUGAGGUAUUUUGUUCUGGCAAUCAGAGAAGACUAAUACAGAUUUAUACAAAGAUACAUAGAUGAUAAGUGAUUGAUGAUGAUGAUGAUACAUAGAUGAUAAGUGAUUGAUGAUGAUGAUGAUGAUGGAUGGAUAGAUAGACAGAUGGAUAGAUAGAUAGAUAAGAUAGAUGCAGGUGAAUGACACACACGCACAUACCCAGACCAUGUAGAAUUUGUAGUCUUCAAGACACUUUCCCUUUCACAAGAUCAAACAUUCCUCCUCCCCAAAGCAGCUCAGUUUUAUUGUUUAAUUAUGCAACAUCCACUAUUUGAUGGCUACAGAAGCAUUAACACCAACGUUGGAAGGUCAAUAGAGCCAAUGAUUCAUAUGACUCAGAACCGAUCUGGCACUGUAUGUAGAUGGAAGGCAAUUCAUAGUCUCAAAGGAGGACAUCCCCUCCCAUUGCUCAAUGACUCUUAAAUCAAUUCCUCAAUUGACUGACAGACACUGAGUAUCCACCAAUGAAGAAAAAAAAUUUUAAGUAUGCCCUUUGUGUUUAAAUUUCAGGAAAAAUGGCACAAUCACUUUUAUUCAUAAGCUUACUGGGGUAGAAAAGGAAUAACUGAAAGUGUUAAUCUCUAUCACCUAGUGUUACACUGACAUUUUUUUAGCUCUGAAAACAAUAGAUCUGAAGAAGAUUCUGGUAAGUUCACUGAUGACUGAUGCACCUCAACUGAUACAAUUUAUGGACAUCAUUGAUUUAACACCAGCCAUUGUUGACAACUUUAAGUAAAUAAUGCAGUGAUGCUUUGCAAACCUUGAAAACAACUCGAGCAUAAAGGUAUUGUGUAUUUCAAAUUUUAUGUAUUUCCCCUUGGGUUUUGGAAGCUUAGACAACAGAAAGUAUAACAUAUAUCAAAAUGCAAUCUGAUUUGACAUUUUUAUCUUAGACUAAUGAAUUCAACUAGCAAGAUCAUUUACUGAGGGAAAAAAUAAUUCCCUUCUUAAAGAAGAAAUGCAUAUUUUAUAAUGAAAGAGGGACUUAUAUGUCUUGUUUCUGUAUAAAUAAGCACAAAAUACAAUUCAUAAUGUAUACUUGGCCUUUGGGUGGAGCAAGGAAUCCAGAUAUAGUCUGUGUGCUUAAAUUUUGCUCCAAAUACCUCCCCACUUAGGGAUCCAGGAUGAGUAAAAUAAACAAGGGAAGGGGAACAUGCACUAGGUCCAGCUGUGGGAAACCCAUCUAAAAGAAUGGUGACAAAAGGUAGGUUUUCUCUUUUGACUUAAGAGAGAAAAAAAUCCCUAAGGGACAAAGAAAGGACUGAGGUAGCCUCCCAUGGACAGUGAGAGUCUCUCCAGGAGUGCACGCCGGUGGUGAAAGCAGCACCAAGGACAGCAGCCUCUAAGAUGGAGAGAAUCAGUGAAUGCCAGCAAGAGAUGGGGACACCCGAGGACUCUAUAGCACACAAAAUUGUUCUGCGUGUAUAGAGGACCUCCCUCUCAGAUCCCUUAUGCAGGUCCUCAAACUGAGUGCAAAUAGUAGUACCUGAAAGCAGCCAGGGAGACUCUAAGGGAUAUUUGGUAGAAGAUCCAAGAGGAAAUUAUGUUUCCAAUUAGCCAGGAAGGUAAUAGUUGAGGCAUCAAGAUUCAAGACAUUACUAUAAUUUCUUUCUUUACAGUAUAUUUAUUUACAAAUUAUCGACUAAUUUAUGGAUAAUAAACUACAGAUACUUUAAGGGUACAAUUUGAUGAUUUUUUGACAAAUAUAUACAUCCAUGAAACCACCACCACAAUCAAGAUCCCAAAUAUCUCCAUCACCCCCUAAAGUUUCCUUCUCCCCUACGCAGUACUUCUUUCCUUCCACUUUCAUUUCAUGCAAUUACUCAUAUGCUUUAUGUCACUGUAGAUCAGAGUGUAUUCUCUAAAAUUUUAUAUAAAUAGAAUCAUAGAGUAUAUACUCUUUUGUUCCUGACUUCCUUCACCAAGUAAAAAGGUUGUAAGAUUCAUUUAGAUUGCAUCAUGUAUCCACAGUAUAUUCCUUUUUAUUGCUGAGUAAUAUCCCAUCACAUGGAUAUACCACUUUUGAUUAUCCUUUUACCUGUUAAUGGACAUUUGGAUUGUCUCAUUUGUCAUUAUUAAGAAUCAAGCUACUAUAAAAAUUCAUGUACAAUUCUUUGUGUGGAUUCUUUGUGUGGACAUAUGUUUCCACUGUUCCUUUGUAAACACUUUGGAGUAUAAUAGCUGGGUCACAUAGUAGAUUCAUGCUUAACAUUUUAAGAGGCUAUAAGAUUCUUUUCCAAAGUGGCUGUACCAUUUUACAUUCUCAUGAGCAGUGUUAGAUAGAGUUGCUCCACAUCCUUGCCAUCAUCUGUCAUUUUCAGUCCUUAAUUUUAGGCAUUCUAAGGAGUGUGUAGUGUAGUAUAGUGUUAUUUCAUUGUGGUUUUAAUUUCCCCAAUAAUCAAUAAUGUUGAUUAUCUUCUCAAGCCCCUAUUAAUUCCUUUUAGAUCCUCUUUUGUGAAGUAUUUGUUCACAUCUUUUACCUCUUCUUUAUUGGAUUCUUUUUAUUACUGGGUUGCAAGAGUUUUUUAUAUCCUGGUCUGAUGUAUGUGAUGCAAAUAUUUUAUUCAUGUUUGUAGCAUGCCUUUCAUUUUCUUAAUUGUCUUUUGAAGAGAAAAUUUUUUAGUUUUGAUAAAGUCCAAUGUAUCAACUUUCUCAUUUUAUGAGUAUGCUUUGUGUUUCUUAUGUAAGAAAGUAUAUGCUAGGGUCAAAAGAUUCUUUCCUAUUUCUUUUUUUUUUUAUAGAAAUUUUAUAGUUUUAACUUCUACAUAUAAGUUAUUUAAGAGCUAUUUAGAGUGAAAAUUUUUGUAUAUGUAUAGUGUGAGAAAAAGUGUUUAUAUUUUUUUUCCUGUGAAUACCCAGUUGUUCCAGCACUAUUUGCUGAAUAAACUUUCUUUUGCCUCUAAAAUUUGAAUUGUCUUCUUGUUGCUGAGUUACUGGAGUUCUUUAUAUAUUUGGGAUAUGUAUUUCUUUGUCAGAUAUAUGUUUAGUGAAUAUUUUCUCCUGGUAUGUGAUUUGCCUUUACAUUUUCUUAACUGUAUCUUUUAAAGAACAAAAAUUUUAAUUUGAUAAAAAUUGUUUAUCAGUUUUUUCUCUUACAGUUCCUGUUUUGCAUAUCCUGUUUAAAAACCAUUCACCUAACUAAAUGUUAUAAAGAUUUUCUUCUACGUUGUCUUUUAGAAAUUUAAUAAUUUUAGAUCUUGUAUUUAGAUAUGUGAUUCAUUUCAGGUUAAUUUUUGUAUAUGUCAUGAGGUAAGGGUUGAUGUUAAGUUUUCCAACACAGUUAUCCAGUUGUUUUACCACCAUUUCUUGAAAAAUAUAUCUUUUUUUUUCAUUGAAUUAUGUUGUCACUUUGUCAACAGUCAAUUGACUACAUAAGUAUGGGUCUACUUAUGGACUAUUCUGUUCUAUUGAUUAUAUAUACAUGUAUCUACCUGAGAGUUUGUGUAGGAUUGAUUUUUUUUCCUUAAAAAUAUUUAAUAAAAUACACCAAUGAA
This is a messenger RNA of Camelus dromedarius (Arabian camel), 6769 nucleotides long. RefSeq names its product Fc receptor-like protein 2. Gene Ontology annotation, biological process: cell surface receptor signaling pathway. The coding region runs from base 383 to 2302 and encodes 639 amino acids. The transcript is spliced from 15 exons. Gene Ontology annotation, molecular function: transmembrane signaling receptor activity. Gene Ontology annotation, cellular component: plasma membrane. The record is from RefSeq and is a predicted model, not a curated record. NCBI's taxonomy places the organism in Eukaryota, Metazoa, Chordata, Mammalia, Artiodactyla, Camelidae.